AAAAAAAAAAAAAUAGCGUUGGCCCGGGCAAGGCAACAUGCACUAGCCUGAACCUAAAUGUGUGUGAGUGUGCAGAUUAAAGGUUAGCGCGUGAUUCUGUUUAACGUGGUUAAUAGUUUUUCUUUCUCUUUCCUUUUUUUGUAUGUGUGUCUAAUCGUCCCUACAGAUGUGCUUUUGCAAACCCCGAGCGGAGCGGUAACAGUCGCAAGCUAGCAAAACGAGGCAUUAUCGCCACAGUGAAUUCUUAAGAACAAAAAGAAAAACACGAGGGGGGCGGCGGCGGAGUGAAUGGUUAAUCUGACGAAGGGAGCCUAUGCGAAGUGAACUGGGCAGCGGAAGGAAGCAGGAAAACACACGCUACAAGUCUGCAGAGGCUCGGCAUCUGAGGCCUGCCCGACGGGAUGGCCGCUGCACAGUCUGCAGCAGGACCAAGCACCUCGAGGAAUGACCACGAAGACCUUUACAGCGACCUGUAUCCCAGCGAUGAUGAUUUGGAUAAAACAUCUGAAGCAAAUGAACUUUAUGACGCUGUUCUAACUGGGACGGUUGAUAAAGACAAGAAGGCUUCGAGUAAAGUCGUUUCCAGAAAGAAUGCUUCGGAAGAGGGAACAACGGCGGAGGAGCAAACACAAAAAGAGGGAAAGCGAGCGAGGAGACUGUCUAUAUAUGUUGGAAAUUUUCCUUGGUGGACAUCAGACAAGGAUCUCACAAGCCUUGCCCAGAAACUGGGUGUCAGAGACAUUGCAGACAUCAUAUUUGCUGAAAACAAACUUAAUGGCCAGUCAAGAGGCUAUGCAGAACUGGUGGUGACCUCGGAAAAGUCUUUAAAAAUAUUGCUAGAAAAAAUGCCACAGUGUCAUAUUAACGGGGAAAAGAUAAAUUGUCGCUUUGCUACCCGGCAGAACCUUUCUGUGUUUGAAGACAUUGCAAAUAAACGUUCCAAGGAUUCGGAUUCUAUGGAAAAGACUCCCACAACAUUACCUUCACGGGAAUCCAGCGCUCUCCCUGCUCCACCACCACUUUUCCCAUCGAAUCCAUUUGCAAACAUGUUUCCGUCACCGCCCAGUCCUUUUCUCGGACGGCCGCCCCCGCUGUUUCCACACAUGCCACCACCGGUCCCUCCCCUCAUGCCACCUCACAUGUUUCCUCCCCAAAUCCCUGGCCUCCCACCGCCGGGGCUGCACCUAAACCCUCCUUUCUUCAACCUGACGCAAGACGGCGCCAGCAGCAAGUCGCACAAAGACAGAGGCGAGGAUGGAGAUCACGAGGAGCUGAUGAACAGAAACCGAGCAAUUGCCAGCAGCGCAAUCACCAAGGCAAUUUCAGGAGCUACAACUGGAGACCUGGGUACGGCCAUGGAAACACUAUUAACUGCUAUUGCCAUCAUUAAGCAGUCCAGAGUGUACGAAGAUGAAUGCUGUCAAGCUCUUGUCACCUCACUUAAAGACUGUUUGGUCUCCAUCCAAGGGGACUAUUCCUCCAAGCAAAGCCGUCAUUCCAGAGAAAGAGACCGGGACAGGGGACGCGAAAGAGACCAUGACCGGGACAGAGAGCGCGACCGAGACCGGGACAGAGAACGGUACAGAGAACGAGACCGAGACGGCGCUUACGACAGGGAGAGCGCGGGAGCGUCUCGGAGAUACCGAGAGCGUUCGUGGAGCGAAGAGAGAGACAGGGAGCGCUCACGAGAACGACACAGAGAUCACAGAGACCGGUACCGAUAAAUUGGGUGAUUUCGACCGAAGCCGAAAAGGAAAGGCAUUUUGUUUUUACACCAUGCUGUAUAAACAUCACAGGGAAUCUUAACCACAAAGUGUAAAGUGUACUUUUUUUCCCCCCUCUAAUAAUACUUGUAGAAUUUUGUUUUAACAAAAAGGUCUGUACAUUUUUUUUUGUGUAUGAUAGAAACAUUUGCAUGCAGUGACCACCUAUUAAUAACUUGAAAAAGUUUUUGUUUCCUUUUUGUAUAAACUCUACAAAUUGAAAAAAAAAUAAUUUCCUUGUAAACUGUUUUGUCACGAUCUUAUUAAAGUACCUAGAGAUCA
Messenger RNA from Fundulus heteroclitus (mummichog), 2045 nucleotides. RefSeq names its product cleavage and polyadenylation specificity factor subunit 6. Lineage: Eukaryota; Metazoa; Chordata; Actinopteri; Cyprinodontiformes; Fundulidae. Gene Ontology annotation, cellular component: mRNA cleavage and polyadenylation specificity factor complex. Gene Ontology annotation, molecular function: mRNA binding. The coding region runs from base 402 to 1724 and encodes 440 amino acids. The record is from RefSeq and is a predicted model, not a curated record. Gene Ontology annotation, biological process: mRNA alternative polyadenylation. The transcript is spliced from 9 exons.